Messenger RNA from Ictalurus punctatus (channel catfish), 6495 nucleotides. RefSeq names its product polycystic kidney disease 1 like 2b (gene pkd1l2b). Gene Ontology annotation, biological process: detection of mechanical stimulus. Gene Ontology annotation, molecular function: calcium ion binding; calcium channel activity; protein binding. The record is from RefSeq and is a predicted model, not a curated record. The transcript has 36 exons. Gene Ontology annotation, cellular component: membrane. NCBI's taxonomy places the organism in Eukaryota, Metazoa, Chordata, Actinopteri, Siluriformes, Ictaluridae. The coding region runs from base 14 to 6133 and encodes 2039 amino acids.
AUAUGAAGUGAAGAUGGAGAGACCGUACCCUCUGUCUGCUUUACUACUUGUGUUAAUCCUCAGUGUCACCACGGUCUGUGGUAUAAACUACAGACAGACCGGGUCCUGCCCAGAGAACCGGAAGGCCUAUAAUGGAUCUUGUUAUGAGUUUGUGACCCUUCAGCGGAGCUUCUAUAACGCUCAGGCUGGAUGUGAGCGCGGCGGUGGACAUCUGGCCUUCGUCCACAAUGAAGAAACACAGAAGUUUCUCCUGACGCAUCUGCAGCCGGGAUACAACUGGUGGUUCGGGUUAGCGUCCGCGUCCUUCGACCUGAGCUCGAACUCUUCUGAGGGUGAGAUGGUGUUCAUCACGCUGGAUAGAAACCUGUUGUCCUGGCUGGAUGGAUCUGAAGUGACGUACUCGAACUUUUCUGGGGAGGACGUGCCUGCCGACGGCUGUGGCUACAUCUCCAAAGAAUCAUAUUUUCAAUGGGGAGUAACCAGUAACUGCAGCCAGGAGUUCUACUUUAUCUGCGAGUUUGAGUCUGGACAGAGUCUAGCCUGCGUUGACAACCACGCCAUGCUGAAGUGUGACCCUGAUCAGGUCAUAGAGAUCGACGAGAGCUUCUACGGCAGGAACACAACGCACUACUGCAGAGCCAACCAUUCUCCCUUUAACACAUCUGUACAGGACAGGUGCAGCUGGGCGGAUGUGGUCCGUGUGGUAUCACAAUCCUGCAAUGGUCUUCAAGUGUGCGAGGUUCCGGCAAAUGAACCAGCCUUUGGAGAACCUUGUCCAGAACUGGGAAGUUACCUGUCUAUAAAAUAUCACUGCAGAGAUGAACCACAUUCAUCAACACGACAUGGAACCGACUCUAAGGCUUCAAAGUUUAAAAGGAGCACCUAUAAUUGCACAUGCCACGACCUACAUGACAAGUAUAACCAUGAUAUUAAAAUCAAGUGUAUAAGCAACUGUGAUAAAGCUGAUCGCCGUUUAAAUAUGUCUCUAACGACAGAUAAAGACGAUUUUGUAACUCCUGAGUGGUAUCUCCUACAGCCAGACGGUCCAACACCUGUGACUCCAUGCGAUAAAGAUUAUUCCGAUAGUCGGAUAUAUCUGAGUAAUAAGCUUGGAAGUGGUACUAAUUUUAUUCUUUCAAGUGCCAUAUUGAAAAACCAUACCAGUGGCAUCACUAUUGUAUUAAAAGCCUUCAGAGAUAACAAGCUUGGUUAUGGUUGCUACAGUGCUCAACUCAAACCUAUACUCAUUCCUAUCCAAAUCAACUCAACAAUUUUACCUACGCCCGACUGUUACAUUGUCCCUAGCGAGGGGAAUAUCUACACUUUAUUCACAGUCCUCUGCACCAUAAACUCGAAUUAUUUCUGUAAUGAGCCUUGCACAUACUACCUGAACACCUCUAAAGGUGUUCAGUUGUAUAAUGGCGAUAAUGAGAUCAUGCCAAACCUGUUGCUUCCUGUGGGUCAAAAUGAGCUGAUGGUCACUAUUACGAAUAAAACUGGUCAGACAAUCAACACUACACUCACCGUUAUGGUCACAAACAGCAGCAGUAACCCUUCCUCGGCUCUACAGAGUGCUGUGCUUCUGCAGCAAACAGGGGUGCUUUCAACCGCCAAGCUGGCGCAGGCGUUUGAGACUAUUUUCAAUAAUAUAAACAGCAGCAGCAGUGAUGUUCAAAAAGAGCUUAUGGCGAGCAUGUGUGAAUCGUUGUGCGAAGCAGUGUCCCCGGGAAAUACAGCCCAGCUUGAAGAAGAGAUACAGAUCAUUUCUACCUUUAUCCUAAAACUUGUCACGCAUCAAAAUCUGCUAACGCCUGGAACUACGUCGUCAGCAGCCUGUGUUCUUGACUACAUUAGUGAGAACCAAAUCUCGUUGUCAGAGAGUAAUGGAAAUGUUACACGAUUGAGCGCAGCUUUGCCGAUUGUUUUAUCAGCCAGUAUUCUCCUCAAGCUUUCUGCUAGCAGUGACGAACAGACCUCUGAAAUAUUACUCAAGGCAAUGGACCAAGUACAGAGCACCAUGCUCGUUAAUAAAUCGUUAAACACGGAGCCAAUAAUACUCAGUUCUCCACUGAUUAAGCUGUAUGUGAACAGGCUGACACCAAAUAACCUUGACGCAACCCAGAUCACCGCUGGGAACGAUUCAGCUGCCUUCUCCCUUCCACCUUCGGUUUCUAGUCUGGUUCCUCCAGAUGAGCCAGUGAAUUUACGUAUGAUGAGCAUUGUGAUAAACCCUUUCGCUUGGAACAGAGAUGAGUCUAUUAGCGGAACGGUCGGGUUUCUCUCUCUUAACACGGAUAAUGGCUCCGCCAUUGCAGUCAGCGAUCUCAGUGAGGAAAUCGAGAUUCUCUUACCAAGACAAGGUGCUUCAGACAAAACAUUUCUGAACCUGGCAAGCCACAGCACUACAGCCAUUAAUGUGACCGCUCCAAACAGCUCUCUGGUGGUGAAACUAGAGCCCUCAGAUGGGACACCUUUGAUGUUACAUCUGGGUUUUGAAUAUUAUCCAAAUGACACCAGAUAUGUGGCCAAGACCGAAUUCCCUCAAACAAACGGCCCACAAGAAGUCAACUAUACGUGGGUGCUGAACCCAAAUGAUGUGCCACUAGAAGUGGGACUUUACUAUCUUCUAGUGAGGCCUAUUGUACCAGCAGGUGUGAAUUCUACAAAUAUGGCAGUGUUCAUCACAUCAUUUGCCACUAACUGCAAAUACUGGAAUGAGACGGACAACACCUGGUAUGAGGACGGCUGUAGGGUUGGCCCACACACCACACCACUGGUCACUCAGUGCCUGUGCACUCACCUGACAGCGUUCGGGAGCUCAUUCUUUGUCAUGCCCAACACGGUCGACGUGUCUCGCACCGCUGAGCUCUUUUCCUCGUUCGCCAACAACCCCGUGGUAGUGUGUUUUGUUGGCGCCAUAUUCCUGGCCUACAUUAUAGCAGUGAUAUGGGCACACAAGAAAGACCUUCAGGACAAAAUAAAGGUGAGAAUCACAGUGCUGGAGGAUAAUGACCCAUUGGCUGAAUAUCGUUACUUAGUAGCUGUCUCCACGGGGUAUCGCCAUGGAGCUGCCACCACGUCUCACGUUACGCUGACGCUAACAGGCACUGUUUGGGAGAGUAAGCCUCAUCAUCUGACUGACCCAGAAAAACCUGUGUUUACUAGGGGAGGGGUAGACAUAUUUAUGCUCACCACUCCUUUUUCACUUGGAGAACUUCAGAGCAUCAGGCUGUGGCAUGACAACUCUGGCGAGCAUCCUGAUUGGUACGUCAAUAAGGUGCUGGUGCAGGAUCUGGAGACUGGACAGGUGUGGCACUUCCUGUGCAACUCAUGGCUGGCCAUUGAUAUAGGCGACUGCACUCUGGACAAGGUGUUCCCUAUAGCAUCCGAGAAUGAGCUAAAAGGUUUCCACAAUCUCUUUUUCACGAAGACAGCGAAAGACCUGUGUGACGGCCACAUCUGGUACUCUGUCCUAAAUCGACCCGCCAGCAGUAACUUCACUCGAGUCCAGCGCCUCUCUUGCUGUUUAUCCUUGCUGCUCUGCACCAUGCUAACCAGCAUCAUGUUCUGGGGGAUUCCCCAAAACCCCUCUGAACAAGACAUGGAAUUAGGCACUAUCAAGUUCAACGUGCAACAGUUUAUGAUCGGCAUCCAGAGUUCCAUUAUUAUGUUCCCUGUCAACCUCUUGAUCGUGUCCAUAUUCAGAAGCACUCGGCCUCGGAAAAAGAAGGAGGUAGCGAUAAUUCAGGAUUCCAAAUCUGGAUCUCCAAAGCAGGAGAAAAAGCUUGCUGAGAGAUGGCGCAUUCAGACAGACAUUUCCAUUGAGAUCAUUGUCAAAGAAAUAAAGAAAAUAGUUCGCGCCCUGGCGAAGGCAGUGAAGUGUCCAGUUCCAAACGCAGCAGAGGAAUCUGAAACAACAGACAUCAGCACGGUAUUGUUUGUCCUGGAAGAUAUCAUCCAGAAGCAGACUUUCACACAUUCCAGGUUUUAUGUAGAAGAUCCCGAAAACAAUCACUUCUUAGUAUACAAGAACUAUCGGCGCUAUCUCUACAAACAGCUCCGGAAUUUGGAAAAACAGCUGCGGUUGCUGGGUCCUUCACAAUUCCCUAAUCGAGAGGGUUACACUCAGGCUCUGCUUAAGGUUCGGAAUAUGAAACUGCUGCUGGAGCCGUAUCUCUACUCCGACCCUAUAGACAACGAGGUCCACAGAACCGGCCCUGACGGAGAGGAAAAGAAAAAGUGCUAUCAGAAAGGCUUACCCUGGUGGUUUAUGAUCGUGGGUUGGAUUCUCGUCGUGGCCACUAGUGGCGUGUCGGCGUACUUCACCAUGAUGUAUGGGCUGACGUACGGAAAGGAGCGCUCCAUCAGCUGGCUCAUUUCGAUCUCGGUGUCCUUCUUUGAGAGUUUGUUCGUCACACAGCCUGUAAAAGUGCUUGGAUUGGCAAUCUUCUUUGCUCUAGUGGUGAAAAAUGUUGAAAGUCAGGAUGAGAAUUAUUUUUGCCUGUUGAAGGACAUGACACUUACCUACUCAGAGGAUCCCGAUGAUAUACGCAUUUCCAGAAGGGACAGCACGAGCAGGUUCUACAAGCCGCCUCCUCUUGCUGACAUUGAGAAAAUGAAGGAAAACUAUAUCAAAAAUCAGAAAGCCAUUGCCUUAAUCAAGGAGAUAAUCGUCUACAUAGCGUUUUUGUGCGUACUACUCUUGGCGACGUAUGGUCAGCGCGAUCCAAAUGCCUUUUAUCUCAGUCGGCACAUUCAGCAACGUUUCAGCAACGGUAUCACUGACAGCAUGACCCCCAGAGAUGUGUUUACCUGGGCAAAUCAAGUGCUCAUCAGCAACCUCUACGGACGGCGUCCAGGCUUCAUCACAGAUGGAAACUCGAAGCUUGUGGGAAGUGCUCGUCUCAGGCAGGUUCGAGUGCACAAGGAAUCGUGUAGAAUUUCUAAAGUCAUGCAACGUGCUGUUCGUGAUUGUCAUGCGCCAUACUCUUGGGGUAUAGAGGAUAUGGGCUCCUAUGGUCCAGGAUGGAAUCGUUCAAGAGAUGGAAAUUUGACUAAGAACCUCCAAAUGCCCUGGCAAUACCAAACCCAGUCCAAACUCAGGGGGCACCCUAUCUGGGGCUCCAUGGCUUUCUACAGAGGUGGAGGAUUUGUACUGGACCUGGGUCUUGACCCACAACAAGCAAGCAGCAUGCUACAGUACCUGUUUGACAACACGUGGUUGGACGUAUUCACAAGGGCGAUCUUUGUCGAGUUCACGGUAUACAACGCAAACGUCAACCUCUUCGGUAUUGUGACCCUGAUGCUAGAAACCAACGCAGUGGGAGCGUACCAGUACAGCAAAGACUUGCAGAUCUUACGUCUUUAUCAGACCACGGAUGGCAUUAAUAUAGUGGCCGCUGAGGUCAUUUAUUUCCUUUUCAUUCUCUAUUAUAUGUUCUUGCAGAUCAAGAGGAUCAAGCAGCAGAAAUUACAGUACUUCAGGAGCAAGCAUAACCUUUUAGAACUGUCCAUCAUUCUUCUAAGCUUGGCUGCAGUGGGCGCAAUCAUCAAUAGGACGAUUAAAGGAAACCAAGAUCUGAAGUAUUUCCAGGAGAACAAAGACCAAUUUCCAAGCUUCUACGACACGGCCGCAGCAGACUCGACCCUGGGGUACAUUAUGGCUUUCCUGAUUCUGCUGGGCACCAUCAAAAUGUGGCACCUGUUACGCCUGAACUCCAAGCUGAACUUGAUUACCUGCACGAUGAAGCGAGCGUGGAAUGACAUCUCCAGCUUCCUCGUGGUCCUAAUCAUCAUGGUCCUAGCCUACUCCAUUGUGAGUAAUUUGCUGUUUGGUUGGAUUCUCUACACGUACAAGACUCUUCAAGAUUCCAUGUUAGCGAUCAUCGCCUUACAGCUUGGUAUAUUCAAUUAUGAAGAGGUCCUGGAUUUGAACCCGGUGGUCGGUGGCUUCCUAAUUCUCUCUUGCGUCAUCUUCUUGACGUUCGUGGUGCUGAACCUUUUCAUCGCAGUCAUCCUUGAGGCGUUCAGUCACGAGCAAAAGCACUACAAGCCGUCUGACGAGGAGGAAAUAGUAGACCUGAUGAUGGGAAAGAUCUGCAACGCGUUCGGCAUCAGAGUGAAGAAGAAAUGAGGAAGGAAACCAAACAUGACCCGCCUCCCCACCUUUUCCUUACACUUUUGUCCCAUGCUUAAGAUUAACAUUAAGCCGUUCUGAUUGUGUAGCUGUCGAAGAUGAACAGACCGUUCAGUGGGAAACGUUCGCCUUUUAUUUCUACUAAUUUAAAAAAAAAAAAAGAACAGGAAAAAGAAAACAUCUAUUACAGUUUAUUUGUGACUUUCUGCUUUUUUGUGUUCCUUGAAAUGCUUUUUUUUUUUCUCUCCAAGACUACGAUUGAAUGAAAUAAAGUUCUUUAGGAGGUAUGUUUAAUGAAUAUGCAACAUUAUGCACAUUUUUGUAUGCAUGUAGUGACAAAAAAAAGAAAAAACAAACAA